Molecule: messenger RNA, 1792 nt
Organism: Trichoderma asperellum CBS 433.97
Lineage: Eukaryota; Fungi; Ascomycota; Sordariomycetes; Hypocreales; Hypocreaceae
Molecular function (GO): copper ion binding
Source: RefSeq, a predicted model, not a curated record
UGAUUUUUUCUUUCUUAGCAGCAGAUUCAAACCACGUCUCUCAUUGUAUUCUAAUUCUCCAAAUUUCCAUCACAAGAGCUGGGAAGAAAAAAAAGCCGCUUAUCAGAUAAGGCUUGCCCCUCCCCCGCCUCAGCUUCGAGCAAACCCACCUUUUCCUAACAAUAGCUUCCAGGUUGUUAGUAGAGUUGUAUUCACGGCUUCCUUUGCUGCUCCCGCCUGGACAAUAGUAACUGAAGACUGUCAAUUGCCCUCUUAUUCUAAAAAGCCACCAAAUGAGAUGAUGCCGCUUACUUAACCACUUCCUCUUCUUCUCAAUUGGAAAGACAGAGCUGGCUGCCAACUCCUCCCUUGUCUCAAUUCCUCAACUCGUCGUAUAAACUACUGUCACCUCACCACGGCUUGGUCUUGGCAUAGCAGAAUUGGAAUUUCAAGCUUCUAUACUGAAAUUUCUAUACCAAACAUUAACGCAAUGCCUACGCCAAUUGAUCUUGGACAGUCCACCAGACUCAACUGCGAAGUUGCAGUCUUCAGCGGUGCUUCCGGCCUCGAGGCUCAGGACUUGGGCGCCAGACGCAUCGAACUCAAUGCACCAGGCUCGUACGAAGCAGGUGGCCUUACACCCCCCGUCAAGGAGCUGACCUCGAUUGCCUCGCAGCUUGAAAUUGCCGUCCGCAUCAUGAUCCGUCCCCGCGGUCCUCCUCGCGCUGUCGUCUCGCGUGGUGGGGGAGAGGACCAACAAAUGGCGGGCCAGCAAGAGGACCAGGAGCUUCAAGAUUUCAUUUAUACCGACGAUGAAAUUUCUCUCAUGUUGCAGGCAAUUGCCGAUUUCAAAGCCACUGGGGUCAUGAACCCCAUCCGUGGCGAUGGUUUCGUCUUUGGGAUACUUAGACGCCAGACUAAGCCUUCGACUCUCGCCAAAUACCCGGAUCUCAAGUACACCAUUGAUGAAGAGCGCUGCAAGAUGCUCGUCGACGCUGCUCGGCCUUUCCCAUGUGUUUUCCACCGCGCCUUCGACCCCAUUGCUGCAAGUGAGCGCUGGGCCAAGGGCAUCGAUACCCUCGUUGAAUGCGGCUUCGAUGGUGUCCUUACCUCUGGCGGCAUCGGCAACUGCUCUCAACAUCUUGAGAAGAUUGACGCAAUCUGUCACCGCGCCGCUCCCAACAGCCUUCAGGUCGUCGCCGGGGGUGGAGUUCGGCGGAACAAUGUGAGAGAGACGGUUGCGCGUCUAUCUGUCCACGGCACUAAGAAUGUGUGGGUUCAUACCGCCUCGCUAACCGACAAGGUCGACAACGACGGCCGCAGGCUCGAGGAGCUGGAUGGGCGCGAGCUCAAGACAAUUGUAUCCGCGAUCAAUACCACCAAGCCAAGCUAGAAGUCCCCGGCCGAACAUUGGCGCGUGCACUAUGCCCAUCUUUAUCAGUAAGCCGCAAACAGUCACCAUUUGUACAGAAUCUCAACUCAGUCCUCUUUGUGAAUUUCAGCAUGAUCUAUUACAUUUGUCUUCUCGCUAUUAUAUCCAUUUCGCUCUCAUACUCAACUUGGCUUAUCCCGUUUCUUUCUUCUUCUCUUCUUUUACAUUAGAGAGUGAUAUAACGACUUGAAUCUGUUUCUCUUUUUUUUUUUUUUCAUUCAGCAACAGAGUUACACAAGUUUUCACUUAUACCAAAAGAAUGGCACAUUUCCAGAAUUAAAUUUCACGGGCUUCAAAGCAAAGAAUACAAGAAAAGAAAAAAGAUUGUGCCCGUCUAUACGAAUAGAUACUUAAAUCAAUUAUUUCAACAAUAUAAAGGAG